AUCGCGCGCGCGCGCGAUGGAUCUCGCGAAAACGAUCCCAAAAUGUCUCAACGACGCGCAAAUCUCGUUGACGACGCACAAGCGCGGCGCCAAGACGCUGUGCGCGGUGCGAAACGAAGACCCAGAGACGUUUUUACCGACGUUUUGUAACGCAAUCUUGCCGGUUUUGCUCGAGUACAAGGAAGGAAUGGAGGAAGACGCGGAUGAGUUCAACGAGGCGUUUUUGGGAUUUUUGCUCAACUUGCACGGAGCGAAGGACAAGGCGGUGCGAUUCCGCGCGUGUCAAAUCAUCGCGGGUGUGCUGAAUGGACUCGGUGCCGACGCUGAGGUGAGCGAUGAGUUGUAUGAACGCAUGACGGACGUGAUGCUGGAGCGGAUUCGGGAUAAGAUGCCGCCGGUGCGGGCGCAGGCGGCGCGAGCGCUGAGUCGUUUGCAAGACGGAGGGGAGACGCAAGAUUUCUCGCAGGAUGACAUCACGCAAGCGUUCGUGGAGUUGCUCGGAAGCGAAAAGAACAAAGAGGUGCGAAAGGCGAUUUUGGGCUCGCUCGCGAUCUCUGAUUACACGAUUCCGUGCGUUGUAGAACGCACGCGGGACGUGGCGGAGGACGUUCGUCGCAUCGCAUUUUUGGCGCUCACGUCCAAGGUGCCCGUCGAGUCGGUGUCUAUCGCGCAUCGUGCCUUGGUUUUGCGUCGAGGUUUGAAUGAUCGCGCACCCAUGGUUCGAAGCGCGAGCGUCGAGAUGCUCAAGCGAUGGCUCGAAGCAUUCCAGGGCGACGUCGUGAAAUUCCUCACCGCGCUCGACGUCGAGUCCAACGAAUCCGAAGCCGAGCUCGCGCUCAAGGAACUCAUCACCAUCGGUCGCAUCAAGCCUAUGGACGUGUGCAAAGACGUCGAGCUGGUGUCGAAAGGUUUGAAACGCGACAUCGACGUCGACGGUCUCAUGACGCCCGAAGAAGGGUUGUACUGGCGCGUCGUUUUGCAACAUUUGGCCGAAGCCUCCGCCGUCAAGGGCGCAAAUUCGGCGCAGUCGGUCGGUCAAGCGCGGGAAAUCGCCGUCGCCGAAGUCGGUGAGAUGAUCGAAGCUAUGGAAUCGGCGUUACCGCCGACGGCGAUGGAUUUGCUGAGCAUCGUGAGCUCGCACGCGAAGAGCGCGGAAGGGAAAUUCGCGGCGAGACAACUCCUACCUCUUCUCAAAUGCGUCGAUCUGAACGACGGUGCGAUUCGACGAGGCGCCAUCAACUUGGUCGCUGAGCAGCUUCACGUCAAACCCGUGGUGAAUUCGCACGGAUCGUCGUACGCGUGCGGGGGUGAUGGCAAGUGGGAGAGCGCGCUCGUCGAAAUUGCUCGUCUCGUCGCCAACGAUUCCACCGAAUUCGCCGGUCUCGUUUUGGACGCCGCAGAUUCUCUUCAAAUGUCUGGUACUGCCGAAUCGCUCACGCAGGCGUUGUACAUCGCGGGUUCUUUGCUCGAGCGCACGUCGAAGCGUUUACCAUCCGUCGCCGCCGAAGCCGUGAUGGACUCUUUGAUCAAGCCCGCGGUGACGCACUCCACCACGGCGGUUCGCCGGGAAUCGAUGCGCGUGCUGGGUCUCUUACUCGCUUCUCAAGGCGUCAUCAACCCUGACGCGGUGGUGAUUCUGCGAACGGCCUUAAGUGCCGAUGCCGCGCCCGUUCGAUGCAUGGCGGCUCGCGCGCUCGGCGACGCAGCGCUUCUUCAUGGUCCCGCGGCGCUGGACAAAUAUCGCGUCCUCGUCGAUCCGGAGGAUGAAGACGUCACUGAAUCCGCAUUCAACGCGAGUCUUCCUCUCGAGAUUGCACUCAUGAAGUGCCUCGAUGAAGAAGGAAAACCAUUUGUGUUCAAAGCGAACGCGUAUGAUUUGGAAGACGUAGAUGUUGAAGACGUGGAUGCCACCAAGGCCGCCGCGGCGGUGGAGGCGGAGGAAAGCGUCGGCACCGUCGCCGCGGAGUCGCUCUGCAAAAUCAUCCUUCGUCGCGGUGAAGGCGCGUUUGAAGCCGCUGCGGCGGUUGUCUCGCGAUUGCUUGGCAGCUACUUUGCGGCGGAUGCGCAGCGAAGACCGCGUCUCGCACAAUGCUUGGCCGUCUUCUUCCCGGCGCUCGCAAGCGGGCCGGAGGAUCGUCGACGCUUGCUCGCGGAUUGCGCCCUGCCGGCUUUGCGCGCCGCGGCUAAGAUCAAGGGCUUGUCGCGCGUCGCCGCCCUUCUCGUGCAACUUCUCACCGCGUCCGAAGAACCGACGGCGGGCGGCGCCGAACUCGCCCUCGCGUUGGCGAACGAAUCUCUGGCGUUAAGCACGAAGCAAACGCCAUCUGGCGCGCAAGCACCGCUCGCCAAGGCGUACACCAACGCCAUCGCUCGCGUGUUAUCUGUCGUUCCAGUGAAAUCCACGCGAGACGAAGUCGACGUCGCUGAAAAGGUCGAGCUGAACGACACGUUAACCAAGGCUUGGCACGCCGCCGUGCUCGCGGCGGAGCGAACAAAGGAAAAGUCUGCGGCCAAGGAUUUGGCGAUGGCGGCAGAACGUCUUCGCUCGAAUUGCCUUGCGACACAAAAGACGGUGGCGCCCGAAACCGAAGGUAGCGAAGGAAUCGCCGUUCCAGCGGAUGACGACGACUUAUCGACGCAGAUGAACGACGACGUUCGCGCCGCCGUGAUGGAGUACGCAGAGGAGCUCGCCAACGGCGCUGACGUACCGUUUUGCGGUUCUAAAGUGAAAGCCGCCAAGGUGAAAGCCGCGCCCGCGGUGCCGACGCGCGAGUCUCGUUCGCGCGCGAGCAAAACUGCGGCGGCGGAUAAGCUGAAAGACGACGACUUGAAGAAGCCGCUUCCGAAAGUCACGCCCGAACGCAAGUCUCGUUCUCGACGAGGCGCGCUGCAAGAAACAAACUGACGCGAAACAUCGAUG
Molecule: messenger RNA, 2920 nt
Organism: Ostreococcus lucimarinus CCE9901
Lineage: Eukaryota; Viridiplantae; Chlorophyta; Mamiellophyceae; Mamiellales; Bathycoccaceae
Exons: 2
Coding region: 17-2905 (962 amino acids)
Biological process (GO): mitotic chromosome condensation
Cellular component (GO): condensed chromosome; condensin complex
Source: RefSeq, a predicted model, not a curated record